This is a messenger RNA of Saccostrea cuccullata (small rock oyster), 2095 nucleotides long. RefSeq lists its product as uncharacterized. The record is from RefSeq and is a predicted model, not a curated record. The coding region runs from base 90 to 1634 and encodes 514 amino acids. NCBI's taxonomy places the organism in Eukaryota, Metazoa, Mollusca, Bivalvia, Ostreida, Ostreidae. Gene Ontology annotation, cellular component: nucleus; nuclear speck. The transcript has 8 exons. Gene Ontology annotation, molecular function: mRNA binding. Gene Ontology annotation, biological process: poly(A)+ mRNA export from nucleus.
UUUUAAAAAUAUAUCCAGUCGAACUUAAUUUUCGCGCGAAAUGAACUAGAACUCCAUAAGGAGCAAUAGAGGUGAAUCAAAGGAUUAACAUGGAGCUAUCACUAGACGACUACAUUGGCAGUACCUCUGGAAUGGAUUUUCAAGUGAAAAUUAGAAAUACCAAAGAACAGAGAAACAUUGGUUUUUCUGGAAGAGGAGGAGGGAAUGCUCGAGGGUGGGGCCGUGGUGGUAUUACUAGAUCAAAGUCUGCGGUAAAUACUGUGAAUUUUAGAGGUGGAUCCAAAGGAGUCAGAGGUGGGAUCAGAACUUUUAAAUCAUUGAGAGGUGCUUCAGGUGUAAAUACUGCAAAAUUUAGAGGUGGAAUUGUUUCUGGCAGUGCAUCCAGAAAUUUGACAAUUUCUGUCCCCAGUAAUUCUGGUGGAUUUGACGCUAGGGCAAAAAUAGCUGCCAACAAGAAACCUCUGGAUGCAAGAGAAAAGUUGACUUUAAAAGGGAAACCAACUGAUGCCAGAGCAAAAAUUGCAAAUAUUAAAGCUCAGAAAAUGGGAGUCAAGACUAACGAUGCGAGAAUGAUUAUCACAAGCAAGACAGGAGGUCAAGGAGGAGAGGUCAAAGUGCAGGUCCAGGGGUCAAAUGAUAACACAGACAGUGGUCUUCUUACAAGAACACUCACUACUGGAGGAAAACAAAGCUCAAUCACACGUACAAUACCAGGAGGAGGAGGAAAGCCUCCUUCCUCUAUAACAUUUGGACAAGGUGGAAAUCCAAUCAUUCAAAUCAAGAACGAUCAGUUCCACAAUCCUCGACAGUCCUCUGGAGGCCAGCCAGAUAUUUACUAUGACGAGGAGGAAGAGGGGAGUGUCCAAAAGCCCAUGACCUACUUAGUGGAAAAAACACUGACUGUUAAAAAACCUCAGCUCCUUCCAACUUAUAAGUUAACACAAGAAGUACCAAAACGCCAGCCUCCAGUUGUGAAAAAACCCAUCAUGAUUUCAACAAAGAAACCUUCCCCUAUUCAUUUUGCUAGCUCAGAUGAUGAUAUAAUCGAUGAGACACACAGGGAAUUAAAACGUAAGGCAUCUUCAGCACCAGUGUCUGGACCAUUAAAGUUUGCCAGGACCACUGGGACGGUAUCAGGAAUUUCCUCAGUACCGUUAGAAAGGCCCAAAGUGUUGACAUCAGCUAGUGUGAAAGAGGAGGAAAUUCCAGCAGAGCCACAGGAAUCAAGUGGGUAUCGUGUCAUAGUAUCUAAUCUUCAUACAAUUGUGGUACAAAAUGACAUCAUCGAGCUGUUCGGAGCGAUUGGGCCAAUCAAACGAGCUCGGCUUUUGAAGGCAGGAGUAGCUGAAGUUGUGUACCUUAAUAAGGAGGAUGUUCAAAAAGCGAUCCAAAAAUACCACAACAGAGAACUGGAUGGACUGCCAAUGCAGGUAAAGUUGUACACCCCUCCCAAACCUAAGAAGGCUGCACCUGAGGCUAUUGUCGGCAAUGUCAAAGAUGUGGAGGGACCCCUAAGACUUGGUAAAGAUAAUCCAAAGAAAAGUUCAGAUCUUGAUGUUGGUAUACUACACAAAGCUUUGUUCAAGACUGGAACCCCAAACAAGACAAAGGUGGCCUUUACAGUGAAAGUCUAAUUCUGAAAAUGCCAUGUACAUGUGCACCAGCAAAACUAAAGUGUAAAUAUUGGGAUAUAUUCUAAAGGAUACUUCUUAUUUCUGUGAGCCAUUACAGUACUGACUAUCUAUGAAUUGAGAUUAUCUGCCCAUAUAUCCAUCUCCUUAAAGCUUUUCCCCGAUUUUCCCUUAACUUUGUUAUUGCUUUAUUAGUUUCAUUAAGCCCCAGGCCUCGCCCCUCAAAAAUAUUAAUGAAUUAUGCAGCAAAGGCUUUACAAAGAAAGUUCUUAUCGUUAUACAAGGAGACUACCAAGGAGCUGUUUAUAUGGUGCAUGUAGGUAAAAAGAUGAGCUUUUGUGACAACAGAUUAUUUUCAUAAUGAAUAUAAUGUUAUCGUCUUCAUUCAUCAUGAAUGCAUUUUCAAAUGUCAAUAUCAUAGUCUUUGUUUCAUGUUCAUGUUUCAUUAAAGAAUUAGCACACUA